Ruditapes philippinarum (Manila clam) is the source of this 647-nucleotide messenger RNA. RefSeq names its product integumentary mucin C.1-like. The transcript has 2 exons. NCBI's taxonomy places the organism in Eukaryota, Metazoa, Mollusca, Bivalvia, Venerida, Veneridae. The coding region runs from base 68 to 610 and encodes 180 amino acids. The record is from RefSeq and is a predicted model, not a curated record.
ACUAAUUCAAUAUCCUCUAUUUUUUUUAGAUUGUGACUAUGGAGAUAAAAAGUCAACUUGUGUAGGAAUGUCAUUACAACUGUGUCGAAAUAACUUUGAAGUUUGCUGUAAAACAUGCCAAGAUAUACGAUUAGAUAUUCCAGGUUGUCCUUGGGGUGAUGAAUAUACUGACUGUACUCAGAGUCAUUGCACCAAUGAUUUUUCGAAAUGUUGCCAAACCUGUGCCGCAACUACUACAGCUUUAACGACAGCCGCUACUUCUACGACAUCGACAAGUAAACCUUUAUCGACAGCCGCUACUUCUACGACAUCGACCAGUAAACCGUUACCGACAGCCGCUAUUUCUACGACAUCGACCAGUAAACCUUUAUCGAUUGCCGCUACUUCUACGACAUCGACCAGUAAACCUUUAUCGACAGCCGCUACUUCUACCAAAGCGACAUACUCUCCUUCAGCAACGGGAACUAUUAAAACUACAGCAAAAACUGCUGAUACUACUACCACGACCAGUGAGUCUGUCGCAAGAAUUUCUACAACAAAUACACUCAUUACAUGUGUAUUGAAUUUCAUCAUUCAUUAUGUAAUUAUAGGCUUAUUCAUUGGUAUCUGAACAUUAUGUAUUUAGAUCUAUAAUAAACAUCUUUAAU